GUCUGGAGGUAGAUAAAACGAAGCAUACGUCACGGGUCAAUGGACCAAGGAUCUCUACUCCCUUGUUUCGAUAGCAAUGACAAUCGACUUGGGAUUGGGGGCUAGCUUGCUCCUUGUGCUACUCUUGGACUCCUACCAAAGGGGAGCUCAUUGCUGUGCUUGUUGAGACCAAUAAUCGCUAGCCCCUUGUUUCGAUAGCAUCAACAACCGGCCCGUGAUCGAGUCUAGCUUGUUCCUUGUCACUAUGCUCGAGAACCUACCAGAGAGGAGCUAUAGCUGUGCUUGUUGACUACCACUCAGACCAAAGAUCACUAGCCCCUAAAACAACAACCGCCUUAGGGUUGGGGGCUAGCUUGCUCCUCGUUGCUGUGCUUGAGCUCCUGCCAAAGGGUUCAAUAUCACUCAAAACCUCUUCCCGUGGGGUUCAUACUAUCGCUCGAACCUCUUCCCAGUGCUAACAUGUUCACCAAUGCUCGGAGACAAGAAGAGCGCACGGGGAAAUAUGGAACUCCCAGAGUGCAAUAUCUUCAGGAAUUGGUCUCUCAAUUUCAGAAUGCAUCUAAUGAAGAAUCAAAAGAGAAGAUUGUUGCCAAUUUAGCAAAUUUUGCUUAUGAUCCUUUCAAUUACACCUUUUUACGCCAGCUAAAUAUUUUAGAACUUUUUCUUGACUGCAUGACAGAGCCCAAUGAGAGGCUUGUAGAGUUUGGCAUUGGCGGCAUCUGCAAUUCCUGCGCUGAUCCAGCAAAUGCUGCAGUUGUUACUCAGUCUGGAGGGAUCCCUCUUGUCAUCCAAUGUUUAUCUAGUCCAGUUAGAAAUACUGUAAAUUAUGCUCUUGGUGCACUUUACUAUCUUUGCAAUGAAUUGAACAAGGAAGAGAUUUUGAAACCCGAAGUAGUGGAUGUCAUCAAACGGUAUGCUGCAUCUAGCACAGUUAGUGUGAGCUUCAGUAAUCUUGCUCAUGCAUUUUUAGAUAAGCAUGUCUCUGAGCUCAACUGAAGGUCUUUGUGUGUGUGACUAGUUCAUUCUCAUUGUAUUGUGUUUUAAAGAGGUUGCAAGUAUUUUAUACACCGAUUUGUCACCAUCCUCAGAUGCUUGCAUAGGUAGAAUUGUUAAUAUGCUGUCGUGAUACUCGAUCCCAUUCAAGUAUCCUAUGUCCCUUUUUUGCAGCUUGUAAAUUUCAAAAUCAAUUUUCUCUUUUACCCUAUGUAGGUAUUAUUUAGUUGUUGGUA
This is a messenger RNA of Olea europaea var. sylvestris, 1229 nucleotides long. RefSeq names its product armadillo repeat-containing protein 7-like. Lineage: Eukaryota; Viridiplantae; Streptophyta; Magnoliopsida; Lamiales; Oleaceae. Gene Ontology annotation, molecular function: protein binding. The transcript has 7 exons. Bases 460 to 996 code for a protein of 178 amino acids. The record is from RefSeq and is a predicted model, not a curated record.